This is a messenger RNA of Mizuhopecten yessoensis (Yesso scallop), 2945 nucleotides long. RefSeq names its product probable cytochrome P450 CYP44. Lineage: Eukaryota; Metazoa; Mollusca; Bivalvia; Pectinida; Pectinidae. Gene Ontology annotation, molecular function: oxidoreductase activity, acting on paired donors, with incorporation or reduction of molecular oxygen; heme binding; iron ion binding. The transcript is spliced from 10 exons. The record is from RefSeq and is a predicted model, not a curated record. Bases 102 to 1700 code for a protein of 532 amino acids.
UCAAAUCGUGAACAAUAGUAUACUGGAGUGCUCAGAGCCGGAUCACUAUCACAUAUAUAAACAUUCCCUAGAUCGCAUGUGUAUCGCCGCGGUUCUUCAAAAUGUCACUGUAUCGGCCGGCAAGAAAAAUUGCACGUGUACCAUCGUCAUUGAUGUCACACACACGUAAAAGUUCAGCAGCGUCUGUUGUACAGCCUAAUACAGCAAAAUGCCCAUUUGCCGCUGCUCUACCCAUUCACGAUCCAGAUAUUGCCUUCCCUUCCAUGGCCAGCGACAGUGCUAUCAAGCCUUUUGAGGAAAUGCCUAGUCCAAGAGGCAUUUAUGGUAUCCCCUAUUUAGGAACAGCUCUACAACAAUAUCCAUUCACUAAGUACCGUACAGAACGUUUUGACGAGAGGGCGGAAGAAUGGCGCAGGGAAUUUGGCGAUAUUUGUAGAGUUCGAUUGCCAAGCGAGUGGAACGUGUUCGUAUUUGAUCCCUGUGACGUUGAAACAACUUUUAGGGCCGACAGCAAGUACCCCUUCCGUCGGUCAUUGCCGCUGUUUGAUGUUUACAACAACAGCAGGAACAGAGAAUCUACCAUAGGAGAACGUAACGGCAAGAAUUGGUGGGAGUUGAGGAGUCCAGCUCAGAAGGGCAUCGGUCGGCCUAAAACCCUGUCAAAACUUUUACCCAAACUGAGUGUGGUAGCAGAUGACUUUGUAAAUAACUGUAGAGAGACAGGCAGACUCGAAAACCUUCCAUACCCAUUCUUUGAGUACGCAUCAGAGGGAGCAGGAUUACUGUGCUUCAACAAAAGACUUGGUAUCGUAUCAUCGCCAGGUUCACCAGUUAACAGAGAGUUUAUGGAGUUUGUGGAUAACUACUUUGACUACUUCGGAGAACAACUGCUAGCGCCAAUUCACUGGUUCAAAUGGUUCAGAACCCCUGGCUAUCGCAAAUUCGAAAAUGCGUCUGAUAUUUUAAUGAGUUACACAGACAAGCAUACAGAAAUAGCAGUAAAAAAUCUAAAAAAAACACCGGACUCGAAUGAAUUCAACCUACUUCACUUCCUACUAACGACUCCGGGUAUGACACCAGCUAAGGUAUCGUCCCUAAUCGUCGACGUUUUCCGGGGAGGUAUUGAUUCCACGGCAAAUGCAAUGACCUUCAUGCUUUAUCACCUUGCAAAAUAUCCUGAUAUACAAGAAAAAUUGUAUGAGGAGUUAGCUCCACGGAUACCGGCAGAAGGCCCUAUUGGUCAGGAUGGCUUCAAGGAUCUGCAUUACCUGAAGGCUUGUCUUAAGGAAUCAUUCAGAUUCGUUUAUCCCGUGAUCAUGGGUACCCAGAGAGUGUUGGACAGAGAUGUUGUGCUUUCUAACUACGCAGUUCCGGCGGGGACAACAAUCAAUCUGUGUAUAACUUCAAUGUGCAAAAAUGAAAAGUAUUUCGCUAAUCCGGACAAGUUCUUGCCUGAACGUUGGUUGAGGAGUAACCCAUACCGGGAAAAAUCCCAUCCAUUCGCACACAUUCCAUUUGGAUACGGAACACGGAACUGUGUAGGACAGAGAUUCGCGGAGCAGGAGAUAUACGUCAGUGUUUCUAAAAUUGUAAAAAACUUCAAGAUAUCCCUUCCGAAGGGUCAGGAUGAUGUGCAAUUUGUCUACUCAACCUUCGCUACUCCUAAACAUAAGUUCACACUGAAUUUGAAGCCCCGAUGAGCCGGCGAUUGCAAUGAUAGAUUGUCCAACCGUUCAGGAAUUGCCUGUCACGAGAGAUGCCGAUGUCAGGUCAGGGAUACCUUCAAUAGGUGGUGUCUAAGGUGUUAGAACUGGAAACUGGACAGCGACCGUACUAUUGAUUAUUGUAGUUAUGUCAGUUGUUUGAAUGAUAUUUACUGAUGCGUUUUUGUGAUAAUUUGUAUCUAUUAGCGACGCUGACGUCAGUAGUAAUAUUGAUCAACUGUGUGACGUGCCUAAUCAGUGUACAUGGAAGUGCUGUACUUUAAAUGUGUGACGUACCGAAUUAGCGUACUUGUAACAAUUAUACUUAACUGUGAUCAUUAACAAAAUAGCGUCACUGUGAUAUGUAGCUUGAGAGUCACCUUCCUGAGUACACACGAGUAGUUCAUGUCAAGUUCAUGACGAUACCAUACUACAUAUGAAAUGCUUGUAUACUUUAUACACGCUCACAUGUAACUAGGGUGUAUGAUGUGUUGUGUACUGAUAUUCGCUCUCACAAGUUGGCCCGCAUGGUGACGGGUAAAAAAUGUGAAAAUUGAAAUUCAGCGAAAAAUUCCCAGUGUUUGUUAUACGCAUGACAAUUUAUAACAUAUAUGUUUCCUGUCUAUCUGCGACUCGAACUCCCCGACACCAUAUAUAUCUAGCCGAGAUGUAUCCACACUUCUGACCGUCAUACCAAUACAAAAUCCAUCUACUGAGCUAGGCGAUGUGUCGUGUACACUAGUGUAAGUCGAUUGGAAGGUUUAAGAUAUGAACUACCUGUCGUAGUUGUACUUUGGUUUGAUUUGUUUGACGUCCUUUUAAUAGCUAAUGUCAGUUAAGUACGUGCCUCCUUGCGUGUAUGUGUGCCGGAGACAGGGUAUGUCAGUGUACGUGCCUCCUUGCGUGUAUGUGUGCCGGAGACAGGGUAUGUUAGUGUACUUGCCUCCUUGUGAUGACGCGGAUCGGGUACCGACUUUAUAGUGAUAUUUCACUGAAAAAACAUGCCGAAAGCACCCAUCACAAAACUCCGCCCGGUCACAUUAUACUGAUAACGGUUGAACCAGUUGUUGCCAUUAUCCUAAAUGCUGAACGUUAAGAAGGGAGUAACAACUACCAUUUUGAAGGGCUUUGGAAUGUACCGGCCUUGGAACAGAACCCUUUGCCUUCCUCACCUGGGCGAACGCUCAACAUUAAAGCCAGCAGUAAGGUAUUGCCAAGCAAGACGCUAGGAAAUGAAAGGUA